This is a messenger RNA of Paramacrobiotus metropolitanus, 1497 nucleotides long. Its product is annotated as pancreas transcription factor 1 subunit alpha-like. Gene Ontology annotation, molecular function: DNA-binding transcription factor activity, RNA polymerase II-specific; RNA polymerase II transcription regulatory region sequence-specific DNA binding; protein dimerization activity. Lineage: Eukaryota; Metazoa; Tardigrada; Eutardigrada; Parachela; Macrobiotidae. The coding region runs from base 652 to 1281 and encodes 209 amino acids. The transcript has 2 exons. The record is from RefSeq and is a predicted model, not a curated record. Gene Ontology annotation, biological process: regulation of transcription by RNA polymerase II; developmental process.
ACAACUGCAAGGACCGCUAUUUAACGAUACAUUAAUUAGGGUAUUAAUACUACGUGUUAGCUACAGAUAUUUUUUCCUGGACGUUGGACCAAUGUCACACAUAUCGUGAGAUUUCCGCUUUACCUUGUCAAAGUUCUGUGCGCGGUAUGCAUUGACUUACGCCGGUGCACUUGCAUUAUGAAAAUGGGGAUCUGGACUAGAGCAGUGGUGUGCACAAUAUGCAUGUAUUGUAUAUCCUGCGCAGUAGUCCAUAUACACAGGAGUGCGCGGUGUUUGGUGAAGAUGAAUGGAGCCGGAUGGUUUAAUUGAUUUGUCGACAAAUGGACGUGUUCCCGUAUUGACAAAACUCUUGUCACUAACAAGAGGCGGCUGCAGCCAGUUGGCUUCAAUGGGCAAAGUUGUCCUGACGUCCUGUAUUCCAGUGAUUCAAGAGGAGAAGAGUCAAACAACAAUCCUGUUUCCUGUCGGCAGCGGCAUAUACAGAUACUGCCUCAGUGUAUGCGGCCACUCGCGUGGAACGACGUCAGGACAACAGUGAGAGCUCCGUAAAUUUUCCGGACUCGCAGAUGUGUCAUCCGAUAAAUGAUAACCCACACAAUUUACUUUUGUCCCAUCCAUAUUAUUAUUGCACUUGCUAGUCGGCGGUGACAAAUGGAAUUUUUUGAAUAUCCCGAUUACCUUGGCAAUCGCAACUGCUGCUAUCAGUCGAUCGUCCAGACCGGUGACUGUAUGUACAAUGAUUAUUUGGAUUCGCAGUUAGGGAAAUCGUCCAGUGAACUUCUUGAUCACCAUCAUAAAUACAUUCGUCGAUCCAAAAAGAAGAAAGGCCCGCAGACGCACGUCUUGCAGCGGCAAGCGGCUAAUUUACGGGAACGCCGUCGGAUGCAGAGCAUUAACGACGCGUUCGAGGAUUUGCGACGCUGCAUACCCACGCUGCCCUAUGAGCGGCGGCUGUCGAAAGUGGACACACUGAAACAUGCCAUUCAAUACAUUGCCGACCUAGCCGACCUGCUAAAUUCUGGAGGCAGCUUCGACCGGCCAGAAGGACUGCAAAAAAUUCGAGAAAAAGAGGAAGCGCCAAAAAAGUUCAUCAUACCGUGUUCACAAGCUUUCCAUAUUUUGGUUGGACCAGACUGCAUAAUUGAAGGGCAUUCGCUCUCUUAUUACCGUGACCGCGGCCCGGGAUCGCCCGAUGAGAAUAACCGAACCCGUACUAAAUUGUGGCUGCCAAAAGCUUCAACUGAUAUCUCUGACAAUGAGGAGUCAGGAAACUAUGACUAGUCAAAAAUUUCGUUGUGGGUUGAUGUUAAAGAAUGAAGGGGAAGCAAAUUAGAUUGCGAUCAUAGCUUUGUGAUUUGAGUGCUAAAAUUCGAUUUUUAGUCAAAAAUUAAAUUUGGAGUUUUUUCUGAGCAGCCAAGUUAUGCAAAAAAGGCAGAGACUGGCCUGGCAGAAAAUAACUGUUCUCUUAAAAAUUGAACUAUAGAAGCAGCGAAAAAU